This is a messenger RNA of Ostertagia ostertagi, 495 nucleotides long. Lineage: Eukaryota; Metazoa; Nematoda; Chromadorea; Rhabditida; Trichostrongylidae. The record is from the annotation of a GenBank genome assembly.
AUGUACGGCCUGUUCUUGCUGUUACUCAUUAUUGCUGCACCUGUCGCAUCAAAUGCGAAACAGUUACCCGACAAGUUCUACGGCAAAUUCGACUUGGAUCAUUCAGAGAACUUUGACGAAUAUUUGGAGGCUAAAGGUUAUGGCUGGUUCACACGCAAAUUGGUAACUUUUGCUACGUUCAAGAAAGAAUUCAAGAAGAGCGAUAAGCCUGGAAAAUUCGACUAUGCUAAUUUGACUUCAAAGAAGAAUGUUUACUAUGAUAAUAUCGAACUAGGAAAGGAAUUUGUUGCUGAAGGCCUCGACUCCACGAAGCAUAAGAUUGUAUUCGAUUUGGUUGGAGAUGUUCUGUUUGAGAAACACCACCCCAUCGAAGAAGGAGAAGCUAAAGACGAAACUUAUGAGUACUCAUUCACUACAAAGGAUGGGAACGAGUACCUUCUUGUGAAAAUGGAAGCUAACGGAGUUGUUGGCAAGCGGUUCUACAAACGUAUUUGA